GCGCGGAGCCGCCGAGCCAGCCCCUCGUGCCCGCGACACGCGCGGAAGUGGCGAUGGCGGAUCCUGAGCUGCAGCUGGUGGCGCGGCGCAUCCGCAGUUUCCCGGACUUCCCCAUCCCGGGCGUGCUGUUUAGGGACAUCUCGCCUGUCCUGAAGGACCCCGCCUCCUUCCGCGCCUCCAUCAGCCUCUUGGCGAAUCACCUGAAAAAGACCCACGGUGGCAGGAUCGACUACAUCGCGGGCCUAGACUCACGCGGUUUCCUGUUUGGUCCAUCCCUGGCCCAGGAGCUGGGCUUGGGCUGCAUUCUUAUCCGCAAGCGAGGGAAGCUGCCAGGCCCCACCGUGUGCGCCUCUUAUGCGUUGGAAUACGGGAAGGCUGAACUGGAGAUCCAGAGAGAUGCCCUGGAACCAGGGCAGAAGGUGGUGGUUGUGGACGAUCUGCUCGCCACUGGUGGAACCAUGUGCGCAGCCUGUGAGCUGCUGGGCCAGCUGCGGGCUGAGGUGCUGGAGUGUGUAAGCCUGGUGGAGCUGACCUCACUGAAGGGCAGGGAGAAGCUGGGGGCUGUGCCCUUCUUCUCCCUCCUGCAGUACGAGUGACCCCAGCCCUAAGCCACCUGGAAGAGAGGACCAGCAUGGGCAGAUGGAGCAACCCCCACUGGCUACCAGGGGGCACUGGCUGCCCACCUGGACUUGCUCUGUGUCUGUGGCUAAGUGACUUUCUUCAGGGUGGGGCUGCCCCUGAGGCCCUGCUGGGGCUCUGGAAGCCCUGUGGCCAGGCGCUGCCAGCUGGUUGAUAAUGGAAUGAGAAUAAAUUACUUUCUAGA
This is a messenger RNA of Dama dama (fallow deer), 823 nucleotides long. It is a transcript of the gene APRT, whose product is annotated as adenine phosphoribosyltransferase. The record is from RefSeq and is a predicted model, not a curated record. Gene Ontology annotation, cellular component: cytoplasm. Gene Ontology annotation, biological process: AMP salvage; adenine salvage. The transcript is spliced from 5 exons. NCBI's taxonomy places the organism in Eukaryota, Metazoa, Chordata, Mammalia, Artiodactyla, Cervidae. Bases 54 to 596 code for a protein of 180 amino acids. Gene Ontology annotation, molecular function: AMP binding; adenine binding; adenine phosphoribosyltransferase activity.